Molecule: messenger RNA, 2381 nt
Organism: Vollenhovia emeryi
Lineage: Eukaryota; Metazoa; Arthropoda; Insecta; Hymenoptera; Formicidae
Exons: 2
Coding region: 73-1038 (321 amino acids)
Source: RefSeq, a predicted model, not a curated record
UCGUUGUCAGAUGUACACGUACAAUCGCACGCGCAGCCAAGAGGAAUAAGGAGAUCCGAUAAUGAAACCACGAUGAUACUGGUCCUGCUGGUACCUAUAAUCGGAUUUGUGGCAGCAAAUCCUCUUUCAAGCACAUUGAACGACCGAUUAGACCCUCAGGUCCAAAAGGCGCUUUCGCUGUCCACGGAGAAUCGUUUGGACGCACCGGACGACGGACCGGGCAAAUUAAAUGAAACGGUAGAAAACACGAAUGAUACUUUGUCAACCCCGAAGUAUACGGUCCAUCAUCUCGCGGCUUCCGGGUCGGAGACGCGUGGGAACGAGACAAAUGAGAAAAGGGUGCAAGGGCGAAAGCAUAAAGCUAUAUUUGUAAAUUAUCCCCUGAUACCACCUAUCUUGCAUUACCCGAGGGUGCCCACUUACGAGGUCGAUUACAACGACAACAACCCGGAGCUGGCGAUGGAGGACAGGUCGUCGGGCGCGUCGAAGAGGUACCAAGAGAGCGACAUCUUCUACAUCCGACUGCCGCCCAUCCCGUAUAUGUUUGUACCCGGUCUCGGAUACAUCUCGCAACCACCCACGUACCCGGGCGCUUCCCUGAAGCCCCAGAUACCCCUCGUGCCACAACUAGUCCAGCUACAUCAGCAGCUACACGUGAGACCUGUGCGACCUCAGCCGGUCUCUCAGCAGACCGUUAAUCCCUUCAUCAAAUUGCCUAUAGACUUCAUAAGCAACGGCAAGCCCACCUCCGUCUAUCAAUGGCAGAAGAAGCCUGGCAAGAAGCCAACCGACAGUCCAAUCACGAACCUGGACAACCUGUCAGCCGACUUCGUGAACAACGGUAAGCCGACCUCUAUUUAUCAGUGGCAGGCGAAUCUCAAGCCGGUAAGGAGGCCGGAAGAUUCGCUCAACAGCCUUGAUAUGGGACCCUAUACCUUCAAUGGCAAGCUGACCAGCAUGUAUCUGCUCGGGUCGGAUGACUCUACCUCGAUGCACCAGCCCAUUCGACAUUCCAAUUACCAAAACGCGCACGACUAAAUUCAUCCGAUUACGUCGAGAGUGGGGAAACAACCGCGAGUACACGGAAAGACCGGCUGAGGCAAAAAUAACUAAAAUUAAAAUGUUGCCGUAUAAAUAGCAGGGGCAUCUCUGCAUUGUUUCGUGUUGCAACAUUCACUAAGUUUGCUGCACAAAACGCAUAUAGUUGACUCCACUACUUAUACCAAUGUGGAUGACAGCCACAGAUAUAGCUGUCCCAAAGAUUACUAUUUAUUGGGGUUGUGCCAACCCUAAUUAGAUAUGUGGUAACCGUAUCGGUCUCUCCGUGUACAGAAGGGAUUUGUAGUCUCUCCGAGGCGGGCGUAACGCGAGUGACAAGUAUUUCGCGAGUGAUGAGCACAUUUAAUAUCAGUUAGUUUCGACCCUGGUAGAAGUAGCCAAGUGAAUCUGACCGCGGUGGCGAGCAAACUUAUGAUACCAAUAUUAUUCAUGAUAAUAAUAAUAACAUCGAGCAAUGUUUCAGAUCCAUAGCUGACACGUUACAUAAUAUUCAUAAUUAAUAGAUGUGAAUUAUGAAUAUUUAUGUGACGUAUCAGUUGUGGAUUCGAAACUCUGAUAUUGUUAUUAAUAUCGCCACAUUAUAUUAAUUUAUUGAAACCGCAAUUAUUGAAAUCUUGUUACUCGUGUACGGAAACGCUACAAAACACAUGAAAAGUAUGGCAUUACAACAUUAGAGAUAAUAACGUUAUAAGUUUGUCAAAUUGAACGUGGAGAAAUUUGAUUAAUUUCUCCGAAUGGAGAAUCAUUGAAAGCUACUUCGGAAAUUAAAUAAGAGCGGAAAAGGGAGGGCAUCGAGAGUGCAACGCGGUUAUCGGUGCAUAAGUUAUGGGUCUAAUGUUCUUUAAUUAGCAAUAAGAUACGUAAUUAUAUGUCGAGCGUUUCGGCUCUAUUUUGAGCCACGUGCAGCAACGCGGUAGCGAGUUGCUAUUUGCCAAAAUAUUCUUCCAGAUUGAUUGGUCUGAAAAGCAAUGUACUUCAUGCGAGAGGAUCCGAGCGAAAUUUUGGCUAAAGAUCAUAUUAUAUUAAAGAAUAUUAGACAGGUAACUUAUACACACCGAUAAUCGCACUUUCAAUGCUACCCUCUUCUGUUCGUUACUUGUUUAAAUUUAUUGUCAAGAGUCCUUAGUUAGUUAAUUGUCUAUUUAUUUUAAAAAUAUUAUUUCGCUCAAAUCAAUAUCAUAUCGCAUUGAAUGGUUAUUAUUGAUAAUAACUUGUUAAACAGAAUUAUUUAAAUAAAGAUAUCACACGACGCGAUUAUGUAAGUAUACAUUGUAUAAUAAUACUUUCAAUAAUUGAUGUCAUGAACACUUUAUAAAAUGUGC